AAACCAUAAUAUUGACUCAAAACUGUGACUCGGUCACGAGUCUAUAAAAACGAGCGAUCCAUCGAUUUUGACUCCCAGUAAUUGCCCACUGCAUAUAGCCACUAGCAGCUUAGAACACCCCAGCGGGUUUGGAGUGCCGGAGCGGGAUCUUUUUCUUCGCCUCCAUUUCAACUACCGAAAAAAGGACCUUAGAGGAAUCGCUUCUUUUCCAGCUCAACACCCACACUUUCAGGAACAAGAAAAUAAAAAGACAUGGCAGUCCGUACUCAAUUUGAGAAUAGUUCGAUAUUGGAGUUUUCGCCAAACUUACGAAUAGUUGGAGGCUCUAUGAAUUUCUACUCGACGUUCGAGUCAGAAUUGGGAGAUGUGAUCCCAAUUGUUCAUACGACGAUCGGAGGGACAAGAAUCAUUGGGCGGUUAACAGCUGGGAACCGUCACGGUCUCCUAGUCCCUUUCUCGACAACCGACCAAGAACUCCAACACCUCCGAAACUCCCUCCCAGAUAGCGUAGCUAUCCAACGUGUUGAAGAACGACUCUCAGCACUAGGGAACGUGAUAGCUUGUAAUGACUAUGUUGCACUCGUUCAUCCAGAUGUGGAUCGCGAAACAGAGGAGAUCAUAGCGGAUGUGUUGAAAGUCGAAGUGUUUAGACAGACGGUGGCCGAUAAUGUGCUCGUGGGGAGCUAUUGCUGUAUUACAAAUCAGGGAGGGUUGGUUCAUGCAAAAACGAGCGUUCAGGAUCAGGAUGAGCUGUCUGCCUUGUUGCAGGUUCCGUUGGUGGCCGGGACGGUGAACCGAGGAUCGGACGUGAUUGGUGCCGGACUAGUUGCGAACGAUUGGUGUGCGUUUACAGGGCUAGAGACGACUGCGACUGAAAUCAGCGUCAUUGAGGCUACUUUGAAGCUUCAGGGACAGCAGAGCAGUGCUGUUAUUGGGGAGAUGAGGGAUGCGCUUAUCGACAGUUACGCAUAGUCCUGUGUUCGAUGUCUGUCCAAGUCGUGAUGGAUGGAUUGUGGCUUGUCGACUGCAUGGCGAUGGCUUUGAUUCGGGGGUCUGUACGAGGUACCUCUAUUCCAACAGAGGCUGGUGAGCUGCCUACGAGAAGACUCUUCGGCU
Cantharellus anzutake is the source of this 1116-nucleotide messenger RNA. Its product is annotated as translation initiation factor 6. Lineage: Eukaryota; Fungi; Basidiomycota; Agaricomycetes; Cantharellales; Hydnaceae. Gene Ontology annotation, cellular component: nucleolus; preribosome, large subunit precursor; cytosol. Gene Ontology annotation, biological process: maturation of 5.8S rRNA; ribosomal subunit export from nucleus; cytosolic ribosome assembly. The coding region runs from base 253 to 972 and encodes 239 amino acids. The transcript has 8 exons. The record is from RefSeq and is a predicted model, not a curated record. Gene Ontology annotation, molecular function: ribosomal large subunit binding.